AUGACAUAUCCUCCAUUCAGAUUAGAAGCCUCUCUUACCAGCCAUGAGCAAGAUGUGAGAGCGGUAGCUGCCAUGUCAAAUGAUGUGCUUAUUUCAGCUGCUCGUGAUAAGACUGUGCGUUCAUGGACUCGCACCAGUCCAAAUGCAUUUGCUCCUCAUCACAUUUAUCUAGGACACGGCCAUUUUGUAAACGCAUUGGCAUUGAUCAAGCCAAAUCAGGCCUAUCCUGAAGGCUUGAUCGUAUCUGGUGGAUCUGACAAGUUUAUCAAUGUCUAUGAUCCCAAUCAACCUGCUGAACCUCGAUACACACUCAUUGGCCAUAGCGAGAAUGUCAGUGCUUUGGCAACAACUCCUUCUGGAUAUAUUGUAUCUGGUUCCUGGGACAACAAAGCAAUUGUGUGGAAAGAGUUUCAACAAGCCUAUGUGCUUGAAGGCCAUACUGCUUCUGUUUGGGCCGUGCUGGCUAUUGAAGACGAUUUGAUUUUGACAGCUUCUGCUGAUAAAUCGAUUCGUUUGUGGAGAAAUGGAAAGUUGGUUCAUGUCUAUCAAGGUCAUACUGAAGCUGUGAGAGGACUUGCAUUGGUACCCAGCGUUGGAUUCGUAUCAUGCUCAAAUGACGGCACAUUGAGAGUUUGGACUUUGGAAGGAGAAUGCAUUCAGCAAUUAGAUGGCCACACAUCGUUUGUCUAUUCUGUCGACGUUUUAAGCACAGGCGAAUUUGUGUCUGCUGGUGAGGAUCGUACAGUGCGCAUUUGGAAAGAUGGAAACAACAUUCAAACAUUGCAACAGCCUUGUGUGUCUGUAUGGACUGUUGCUGCUCUGCCUAAUAACGAUAUUGUUGUUGGUGGUAGUGAUUCUGCUGUUCGCAUCUUUACUCGCAGCGAUGAACGUAUGGCUGUUGCUGAGAAGCAAAAAGAAUUCGAUGAUUUAUUAGCAAGCCAAGCUAUACCCUCUAACCAAAUUGGUGAUGUAGAAAAGGACAAGUUGCCUGGUCCCGAAGCAUUGCAAUCAGCCGGUAAAAAGGAAGGUCAAGUCAUCAUGAUCAAUAUGGGCGUUACAGUAGAAGCACAUCAGUGGAGUGCUCAGAGUCAAAGCUGGCAAAAGAUUGGCGAAGUUGUGGGCAGUAACAAAUCAAAAGCAACAUUUGAAGGAAAAGAGUAUGACUAUGUAUUUGAUAUUGAUGUCGGUGCUGGUCCCAACGGCAACCUCAAACUUCCAUACAACGUAUCUGAAAACCCCUAUGAUGCUGCCCAGAAAUUUCUGUUGAAAUAUCAACUCGAUCAAUCCUUUUUGGAUCAGGUAGCUGAUUUCAUCAUCAAGAAUGCUGAAGGCGUCAACUUGGGUGGUGGAUACCAAGACCCAUUUACUGGUGGAAGUAGAUACACCCCUCAAUCGAGUCAACCUACUAUCGGUCAAGCAUACAUGGACCCUUUCACUGGUGGUGGAUCUUAUCGUCCUGGUGCUACGAACGCUGCAUCUGGACCCGGUGCUGCUACUUAUUCGGAUCCUUUCACUGGCGGCGGUUCCUACCGACCUGCUGGCAGUGCUCCUGUUGCUCCACCAGCAGCAGCAGCAGCAUCACCAUCAUUGCAACAAGCCAAAGUGUUGCCUAUUAAAUCCUACUUGACACUGAAACAAGCAAACGCUGAAGCCGUUGUCAACAAAAUCCGCUCCCUCAACGCUGACAUUGCUAGCGAGAUCCAACUUUCAAGUGAAGAACUAGACGCCUUGAACGCUUCAGCUUUAUAUCUCAAGAACCCUGCCGCUUCAAGGGUGAGUGCAAAUGGAGGCGACGCUGGACUGCUGGCUAUCGUCAAGAUGGCAACACACUGGCCUCAAGACAAACGAUUCCCUGCACUGGAUUUGAUACGUUUGUUUGCACUCUAUGCACCUGAGGAUUUGGCCUCCGCUGUACCUGAAAGAAAUGUGCCUGCUUUCUUGAUGAAAUCAGGUGGUUUGUCUGUGGACGAGAGUGUACCCUUCAACGAAACCAAUGCCAUGUUGGCUUAUCGUGGCCUAGCCAAUCUCUUCAACCAAGAAACAGGCCGUCAAUUGAUCUGGGAAAGACGAAACAUUGUAGCUGAUAUGAUGUCGGUAGAUGUCUCUGGCAAAUUCAGGGGCAAGAACGCUCGUUUAGCGCAAAGUACAUUGGCUGUCAACUUUGCCGUCUUACUUGCUAGUAAGAAUGAAGGUGAAACCGAACUUGGAUUUACUGGCACUUUAAUGGAGUUAUUAAAGGAUGAGCAGGAUGAUGAGAAUUUGUAUAGAUUUGUCAUGGCUUUUGGCACGUUGAUUUCCCAGUCGAGUGCUUGUCGUGAAGUGGGGAAUAUCAUGGAAGCCAAGACUGAAAUUAGACGUAUUCAAUCACAAAAGGCUGGACAGGAACGUAUGCAGAAGGCCACUGCUGAAAUCCUUCAGAUCUUGGCGUGA
Molecule: messenger RNA, 2430 nt
Organism: Mucor velutinosus
Lineage: Eukaryota; Fungi; Mucoromycota; Mucoromycetes; Mucorales; Mucoraceae
Exons: 10
Coding region: 1-2430 (809 amino acids)
Biological process (GO): proteasome-mediated ubiquitin-dependent protein catabolic process; ubiquitin recycling
Cellular component (GO): cytoplasm; nucleus
Molecular function (GO): ubiquitin binding
Source: RefSeq, a predicted model, not a curated record